Messenger RNA from Vicia villosa (hairy vetch), 933 nucleotides. RefSeq lists its product as uncharacterized. Lineage: Eukaryota; Viridiplantae; Streptophyta; Magnoliopsida; Fabales; Fabaceae. Bases 1 to 933 code for a protein of 310 amino acids. The transcript has 6 exons. The record is from RefSeq and is a predicted model, not a curated record.
AUGGCAUCUGUGAAGUAUGAGGUUGAAAAGUUUGCGAGCCAAAAUGAGUUUGGUUUUGAAGAAGCUUCGAGAGGUGAAACUGCUCUUGAUGUGAAACUGGAGGAAAAGGAAAAAAAGAUCUUGAUGGGUAAAGCUCAUAGUGCUAUCAUAUUGAGUCUUAGAGACAAGGCUCUUACGUCUCUUAAGCUUAAGGCUUACCCUACAAGUCUUUAUGUUUCUACAGAAAUACUUUUACCGAAAUCUUUGAAUUUGCCUGCACUGACUAGGUUAGAUCUAACAUACUUUGCCUUUUGUGGUGGUGAAAACAGUUGUAUUGAGCCCUUUUUGGCCUUUACCAAGUUGAAUACUUUGGUCCUUCGUAAUUGUAAGAUUCUCUCCUUAGUUCCUAAUUUAUUGGAGGUUAAGCUCCUUUCUUUGUGUAACUUGAAGUCAUUGGAAGUAGAACUGGUACCACUUCAUAAUGGAUCUUUAUUACUAUUGAUGAAAGACGCCAUGUUAAAGAAAGCUGCUGCCGAGUCUGCUUCUGAUUCUGAGCUUGCCACUGCUGCAUCUCCCAAUGAAAAAGUUAUUGUUCUCUUGUUUUGUUAUACUCAAGUAGUAAACUUUUUUGCAGUGACAACUGAUAGUGUUGCUUUUUCUGCCUUUUGGAUGAUUCUCUCCCUAGUUCCGGGUUUAUUUGAGGUUAAGCUCGCUUCUUUAAGUAAUUUGAAGUUCAUGGAAAUUAAACUUGAAUCAGAUAGUCAUCAAAUGGGAUUACCCUACAUGGUGAAAGAUGCCAUGUUAAAGAAAGCUACUGCCAAGUCACGUAAAGAAGCUGCCAAGUUACGAAAAGCGUUCAAGGCAGGCUUGCAACCAACCCCCAUACCUGAUGGAGUGGUAGACUUUUUGCUUCAAAACUCGCCAUCUGCAAAGGUUGACAUUAAAAACAAUUAA